Exophiala xenobiotica is the source of this 852-nucleotide messenger RNA. RefSeq lists its product as uncharacterized. Gene Ontology annotation, molecular function: oxidoreductase activity, acting on NAD(P)H, oxygen as acceptor. Gene Ontology annotation, cellular component: intracellular anatomical structure. The record is from RefSeq and is a predicted model, not a curated record. NCBI's taxonomy places the organism in Eukaryota, Fungi, Ascomycota, Eurotiomycetes, Chaetothyriales, Herpotrichiellaceae. The coding region runs from base 33 to 836 and encodes 267 amino acids. The transcript has 2 exons.
CAAAUUUACAACAAGACAAGAAAAGCGCAGCCAUGACUUCCAAGGAAGUCCUUCUCAUCACGGGUGCUAACACAGGUCUCGGCUACGAGACAGUCCGUUCGCUAUGCCAGUCCUCGAAAGCAUACACCAUCCUGCUUGGGGGUCGUGAUCUCGGAAAGGCAGAGGCAGCAACGAAACAAUUACAGGAAGAGUUCUCGGGCAGCGCGAGCACAAUCAAACCGAUCCAGGUUGACAUCGAGAACGACGAGUCCAUCUCAAAAGCGUUCGAACAGGUCUCCAACGAUUAUGGCCACCUGGACGUUUUGAUCAACAAUGCAGGAAGAAUGUUUGACCAGGAGUACCAUGCCGGCAAGAUGAGCAUGAGAGAAGCCUGGAACAAGUCUUGGGACGUCAAUACCACGGGGACGCACAUUAUGACCUAUACCUUUGCACCGCUGCUCUUAAAAUCAUCCAAUCCAAGGCUGCUCUUCAUCACCAGUGGGACAUCCACGCUUGCAGAAGCCGAGAAAGGCUUGUUGUGGAUCGACCAGCCGCCUGCAAAAGGAUGGCCCAAGGAACCCAUGCGGCUAGGAGUCGGGGCGUACCGAUCCUCCAAGACGGGAAUGAACAUGAUGAUGAGAGAAUGGGCGCGCAUCUUCAAAGAAGAUGGGGUCAAGGUGUGGUGCAUUUCGCCCGGCAUGUUGGUAACGGGCUUGGGCGGAAAUCCAGAAAGGACCAAGCAAAUGGGAGGAUUGGAUCCCUCGAUAGGAGCGAAUUUUGUACGGGAUGUGGUCGAGGGAAAAAGAGAUCAAGAUGUUGGGAAGGUGAUCAGGACGGACAAUGUGCAGCCGUGGUAAUGCUGGGAUUAGUCGC